Molecule: messenger RNA, 8271 nt
Organism: Quercus robur (English oak)
Lineage: Eukaryota; Viridiplantae; Streptophyta; Magnoliopsida; Fagales; Fagaceae
Product: disease resistance protein RPV1-like
Exons: 17
Coding region: 272-5494 (1740 amino acids)
Biological process (GO): defense response; signal transduction
Molecular function (GO): ADP binding
Source: RefSeq, a predicted model, not a curated record
UUAGGAUUUGGAUAGCCUGGUCACUGCGAAAUUAGCUAACUUAAUAGAAAGAAGAAGGCUUGUUGAGUCGUUGACUUGAAUCAGAACAGGGGAUGCGAAAUUGUGAAUAAUCUCCCUCUUCCUCUCAUCUCACCCUCCCUCUCUCUCUGACACACACGCGGAGAAAGAACAGUUUUCAUUCCUUUAUUAUUAAACAGGAAACUUAUCUAGUAGGAAUUAAAUCAGGCGUUGUUUCAGGAGAGUUUCGAUCGCUCAAGAUUUACAGGUUUCCAUGAGCACCCAAGGAGCCUCAACUUCAUCACCGUCUUCUUCUUCAACACCUCGGAGGACAUACGAUGUCUUUCUCAGUUUUAGAGGCGAGGACACCCGUACAAGCUUUACGGAUCAUCUAUAUAAUGCUCUGACAAGGAAAGGCAUUUUUACCUUUAGGGAUGAUGAAAACCUUGAGAGAGGAAGAUUUAUCUCAGAAGAGCUUGUGAAAGCCAUACAGGAAUCGAAAUUUGCUAUAGUAAUUCUCUCAAAAAACUAUGCAUUUUCGACAUGGCUCUUGGAUGAACUAGAGCAUAUUGUUAGAUGCGUGGAAGAGACAGGAUUGGUAGUUGUGCCAAUUUUUUACCACGUGAAUCCAUCUGAUGUACGGAAGCAGACAGGAACUUUUGCAGAAGCAUUUAAUGCUCACAAAAAAAGAGCCUUAGAUGAACACAAAAUGAAAACGUGGAGAACUGCUUUGGGAGUAGUGGCUGAUCUCUCUGGUUGGGAUUUGAAAGAUAGGCAUGAGUCAGAAUUUAUCCCAAAAAUUGUUGAAGACAUUGAUAAGAAAUUGAAUUCAAAAUUCUUAAUCAUUCACGAAAACCUCGUAGGAGUAGAAUCUAUGGUGGCAGAAUUGUUGAACUGUUCGUAUUUAGAUUUUGAGAAUAAUGUUUGCAUGAUAGGGAUUUGUGGUAUGGGGGGAAUCGGAAAGACAACUCUUGCUAAAGCUGUUUAUGAUAUGCAUUCUAAUAAAUUUGAUGCUUCUAGUUUUAUUGCUAAUGUUAGGGAAAAGUCGGAAAGAGAUUGUUUGCUUCAAUUACAAAAACAACUUCUUAAAGAUAUUUCGGGCGAAAUAAAUACAAAUAUAUCGGAUGAUUGUGAAGGAGUUUACAUAAUCAAAAAAAGGUUACGUGAUAAAAAAGUUCUACUUGUCCUAGAUGAUGUUAAUGAUGAGCACCAAUUAGAAAAAUUGGCCGGAAAGAAAGGCUGGUUUCGACCGGGGAGUUGGAUCAUUAUAACAACUAGAGAUGAACAUGUGUUAGUUGCACAUGAAGUUCUUAAAAUUUAUAGGCCUAAAGGACUAAAUAAUGAUGAUGCUUUAAAAUUUUUUUGUUUGAAAGCCUUCAAAAAUGAGCAACCCAAAGAAGGUUAUACGCAACUAUCUCAGGAAUUUGUAAAAUAUGCCGGUGGCCUUCCGUUAGCUCUUGUUACUUUGGGUUCCUUUUUAGUUGGAAGACCAAGAGAUGACUGGCAAAGUGCAUUGGACUAUUUUAAAGAAAAUCCUCCAAAAAAAAUAUUUGAUAUACUUAAAAUAAGUUUUGAUGGGCUAGAGGAUAUGUGGAAGGAGGUAUUCUUAGAUAUUGCGUGUUUCUUUACGGGGUGGCCCAAAUUUGAGGUAAUACGUAUACUAAAGAACUGUGGUUUUAAGGCAAGAAUUGGUAUAAGUGUUCUUCAGGACAAAUCUCUCCUAACUGUCAUAGGAGGCAAUGAAGAAUUGGGGAUGCAUGAUCUACUACAAGAAAUGGGUAAAAACAUUGUUCGAUCAUGUGGAGAGCUUGGAAGGCAAAGUAGGUUGUGGCUUUUUGAGGACUUGUGUCGUGUAUUGGAGAACAAUAUGGAAACAAAUGCAAUUCAAGCCAUAGUCAUCAAGAAAAGGAAUGCAGGUUUCAACUUUGAAGAAUUUCCUGAAGUUUUUUCAAAGAUGACUAAUCUUAGAUUGCUAAUAAUUGAUGAGUUGCACAUCCCAAAUGCUCUCAAUCGUGUUCCUAAUGGCCUAAGACAUCUUUCAUGGAAAUGUUGUUCAUUAAAAUGUUUGCCAUCUAGUUUCGAACCAAAGGAACUUGUUGAACUUGACUUGCAGUAUAGCAAAUGUGAAUAUCUUUGGGAAGGAGCAAAGUGUUUAGGAAACUUAAAGUCCAUCAAUCUUUCCUCAUCGGAGAACCUAAUUUGGACACCUGACUUUUCAAGGGUUCCGAGACUUGAGGUACUACACCUUGGUUGUUGCACUAAUUUGGGUGGGUUACACCCAUCUAUUGGACAACUCAGCAAGCUUAAAAGUUUACAUCUGUCUUACUGCGAAUCUCUUACUAAUCUUCCCAGCUUUUCAGAGGCUACGAGUCUUGAGGUACUAGGCCUGGAAUGUUGCACUAAUUUGGUUGGGUUACACCCAUCGUUUGGACAACUCAGCAAGCUUAAAAGUUUAGAUCUGUCUCGCUGCACAUCUCUUACUAAUCUUCCCAGCUUUUCAGAGGCUACGAGUCUUGAGGUACUAGGCCUGGAAUGGUGCACUAAUUUGGUUGGGUUACACCCAUCGUUUGGACAACUCAGCAAGCUUAAAAGUUUAGAUCUGUCUCACUGCACAUCUCUUACUAAUCUUCCGAGCUUUUCAAAGGCUACGAGUCUUGAGGUACUAGGCCUGGAAGGGUGCACUAAUUUGGUUGGGUUACACCCAUCUAUUGGACAACUCAGCAAGCUUAAAAGUUUACAUCUGUCUCACUGCACAUCUCUUACUAAUCUUCCCAGCUUUUCAGAGGCUACGAGUCUUGAGGUACUAGGCCUGGAAGGGUGCACUAAUUUGAUUGGGUUACACCCAUCUAUUGGACAACUCAGCAAGCUUAAAAGUUUACAUCUGUCUCGCUGCACAUCUCUUACUAAUCUUCCCAGCUUUUCAGAGGCUACGAGUCUUGAGGUACUAGGCCUGGAAUGGUGCACUAAUUUGGUUGGGUUACACCCAUCUAUUGGACAACUCAGCAAGCUUAAAAGUUUACAUCUGUCUCGCUGCACAUCUCUUACUAAUCUUCCCAGCUUUUCAGAGGCUACGAGUCUUGAGGUACUAGGCCUGGAAGGGUGCACUAAUUUGGUUGGGUUACACCCAUCUAUUGGACAACUCAGCAAGCUUAAAAGUUUACAUCUGUCUCGCUGCACAUCUCUUACUAAUCUUCCCAGCUUUUCAGAGGCUACGAGUCUUGAGGUACUAGGCCUGGAAUGGUGCACUAAUUUGGUUGGGUUACACCCAUUGUUUGGACAACUCAGCAAGCUUAAAAGUUUACAUCUGUCUUGCUGCACAUCUCUUGCUAAUCUUCCUAGUUUUUCAGAGGCUACGAGUCUUGAGGUACUACUCCUGGAAGGGUGCACUAAUUUGGUUGGGUUACACCCAUCUAUUGGACAACUCAGCAAGCUUAAAAGUUUACAUUUGUCUCGCUGCACAUCUCUUACUAAUCUUCCCAGCUUUUCAGAGGCUACGAGUCUUGAGGUACUAGGCCUGGAAGGGUGCACUAAUUUGGUUGGGUUACACCCAUCUAUUGGACAACUCAGCAAGCUUAAAAGUUUACAUCUGUCUCACUGCACAUCUCUUACUAAUCUUCCCAGCUUUUCAGAGGCUACGAGUCUUGAGGUACUAGGCCUGGAAGGGUGCACUAAUUUGAUUGGGUUACACCCAUCUAUUGGACAACUCAGCAAGCUUAAAAGUUUACAUCUGUCUCGCUGCACAUCUCUUACUAAUCUUCCCAGCUUUUCAGAGGCUACGAGUCUUGAGGUACUAGGCCUGGAAUGGUGCACUAAUUUGGUUGGGUUACACCCAUCUAUUGGACAACUCAGCAAGCUUAAAAGUUUACAUCUGUCUCGCUGCACAUCUCUUACUAAUCUUCCCAGCUUUUCAGAGGCUACGAGUCUUGAGGUACUAGGCCUGGAAUGGUGCACUAAUUUGGUUGGGUUACACCCAUUGUUUGGACAACUCAGCAAGCUUAAAAGUUUACAUCUGUCUUGCUGCACAUCUCUUGCUAAUCUUCCUAGUUUUUCAGAGGCUACGAGUCUUGAGGUACUACUCCUGGAAGGGUGCACUAAUUUGGUUGGGUUACACCCAUCUAUUGGACAACUCAGCAAGCUUAAAAGUUUACAUUUGUCUCGCUGCACAUCUCUUACUAAUCUUCCCAGCUUUUCAGAGGCUACGAGUCUUGAGGUACUAGGCCUGGAAGGGUGCACUAAUUUGGUUGGGUUACACCCAUCUAUUGGACAACUCAGCAAGCUUAAAAGUUUACAUCUGUCUCACUGCACAUCUCUUACUAAUCUUCCCAGCUUUUCAGAGGCUACGAGUCUUGAGGUACUAGGCCUGGAAUGGUGCACUAAUUUGGUUGGGUUACACCCAUCUAUUGGACAACUCAGCAAGCUUAAAAGUUUACAUCUGUCUCGCUGCACAUCUCUUACUAAUCUUCCCAGCUUUUCAGAGGCUACGAGUCUUGAGGUACUAGGCCUGGAAGGGUGCACUAAUUUGGUUGGGUUACACCCAUCUAUUGGACAACUCAGCAAGCUUAAAAGUUUACAUCUGUCUCGCUGCACAUCUCUUACUAAUCUUCCCAGCUUUUCAGAGGCUACGAGUCUUGAGGUACUAGGCCUGGAAGGGUGCACUAAUUUGGUUGGGUUACACCCAUCUAUUGGACAACUCAGCAAGCUUAAAAGUUUACAUCUGUCUCGCUGCACAUCUCUUACUAAUCUUCCCAGCUUUUCAGAGGCUACGAGUCUUGAGGUACUAGGCCUGGAAGGGUGCACUAAUUUGGUUGGGUUACACCCAUCUAUUGGACAACUCAGCAAGCUUAAAAGUUUACAUCUGUCUCGCUGCACAUCUCUUACUAAUCUUCCCAGCUUUUCAGAGGCUACGAGUCUUGAGGUACUAGGCUUGGAAGGGUGCACUAAUUUGGUUGGGUUACACCCAUCGUUUGGACAACUCAGCGAGCUUAAAAGUUUACAUCUGUCUUACUGCACAUCUCUUACUAAUCUUCCCAGCUUUUCAGAGGCUACGAGUCUUGAGGUACUAGGCUUGGAAGGGUGCACUAAUUUGGUUGGGUUACACCCAUCUAUUGGACAACUCAGCAAGCUUAAAAGUUUACAUCUGUCUCGCUGCACAUCUCUUACUAAUCUUCCCAGCUUUUCAGAGGCUACGAGUCUUGAGGUACUAGGCCUGGAAGGGUGCACUAAUUUGGUUGGGUUACACCCAUCUAUUGGACAACUCAGCAAGCUUAAAAGUUUACAUCUGUCUCGCUGCACAUCUCUUACUAAUCUUCCCAGCUUUUCAGAGGCUACGAGUCUUGAGGUACUAGGCCUGGAAGGGUGCACUAAUUUGGUUGGGUUACACCCAUUGUUUGGACAACUCAGCAAGCUUAAAAGUUUAAAUCUGUCUGAUUGCACAUCUCUUACUAAUCUUCCCAACUUUUCAGAGGCUACGAGUCUUGAGGUACUAGGCCUGAGAUGAUGCACUAAUUUGUUUGGGUUACACCCAUCUAUUGGACAACUCAGCGAGCUUUAAAGUUUAAAUCUGUUUUCCUACACAUCUCUUACUAAUCUUCCCAGCUUUUCAGAGGCUACGAGUCUUGAGUUACUAGGACUGGUAUGGUGCACUAAUUUGGUUGGGUUACAGCCAUCGUUUGGACAACUCAGCAACCUUAAAAGUUUAGAUCUGUCUCACUGCGAAUCUCUUACUAAGCUUCCCAGCUUUUCGGAGGCUACGAGUCUUGAGGUACUAGGCCUGGUAUGGUGUACUAAUUUGGUUGGGUUACACCCAUCGUUUGGACAACUCAGCGAGCUUAAAAGUUUAAAUCUGUCUCACUGCGAAUCUCUUAAUUUGCGCGGCUGCGAGAAGCUUCGAUCAGUGCCAGAGCUUCCAUCAACCGUGAGAUAUAUAAAUAUGGAAGGCUGUUGUUCGCUAGAACCAUCACCAGGACUGCUUAGACAAAGCAGUUUGUCACGACCUAAUUCUUCCCCAUUUUUUCGUGGGUAUGAUGAGAGCAGUGGUGGAGUGGCAUUUUCAAUAUUGAAGCGUUACCUCCAGGGACUCUUUUGUGAAAAAACUGGAUAUGAAACUGCUACCAAAAGAAAAGAGGAUGGAUCUAAUACUGAAUUUCAGAUCUUUAUUCCCGGUUGUUUAGUUCCGCAGUGGUUAACUCAUCAAAGUUGGGGGGACUCAAUAAGCGUAGCGUUGUCUCCAAAUUGGUGUAAUAGUAGGUGGAUGGGAUUCAUUCUAUGUGCUCUUUUCAAUAAAGAGGCAUAUUUCACUUGUGGUUUUAGAGCAUUUGUGAAAGCCAUUGGUGAUAAGCCUCAGUCACUAUUUCUUUAAAGAAUUCUAUAUUGGGGUAUGUAGCGGGGACCACGUUUGGUUAUUGUAUUUGUCUCGUGAUAAUUGGCUUAGUACUGUUGGGAAUGGUGAAUGCAGUCAGAUUGAGGUUGUAUUUGGACAUUAUUCGAAUUCAAACUAUUUCAUUCUUCCAACAAAUCCUGUGAAGCGAUGUGGGGUCAGUUUGGUAUACGAGCAAGACAUGGAACUGAUGGAAGAGUUAAACCAAGCAAAUGCACAAUGCUGCAGUAGUAGCCGUGUCAUUACUUAUGAAGGUUGGGAUGGUGUCCAUCAUGGAUAUGUCAAUUCAAAGAGAAGCCGUGAUGAGUGUGAUGACGAGUUUGAUGAUGACUAAGCAUUUAUUUAAUGUGAAAAAAAUGAAAUAUUUCCCUCUUCAUCCAAUGUUAGGAAGAGACUGGAGUAAGGGGAAUUGGAGAAAGAAACUAUUUUGGCUCUUUUGUCGUUGGAUCUCAAGAGAGAGAGACUAAAAACAAGAAGAUUCAAUGACAUAUUUUAAAAGUUUACAUGGUUAAAUGUAAAUCAAGAUUUGAGGCAGUUGUCAUAUGAUAAGUAUCUUACUAAUUGUCUUAAAUGAUGGUCUGUGUACACCAUCCUUAUCCUUGUUUACAAAUUUUUUUACUCAUACAAGCAAAUUUUCUUUAUAUCUUUGUUUAAUUAUAACAAUGAAGUUAUUUGUUUGCUGUCUUCUGGAGUUGAAUUUUGUUAUUCUUAUAUAAAAAGACUAGUUCAUGUAGAAAUCGAGUAAUAAAUCAAAUACAUUAUUCCAAGUUUCAGGUGUUGGGAGACUUUUCCUGUUGUGAUAGUUUGGUUGAGAUCCACCCAUCUAUUGAUUUUAGUAAAUUUCAGGGCACUGAGACUUGAAGAAAUGUAGUUGAUAGAUGGUUAUGUACUUGGAGGCUGUUGAGGUCUAAUUCGGCUAAGCCCAUACAUAGCAUCAGAUUCAAGUAUCGGAACAACCCAGAGAGGCACAGACCUAAGAGAGAGGCCUAAAGUGGUUUUUCUUGCAUUCCCCUACUCACAUAUCCGCAGUUCCAGCAGCAGGUGGGUGUCCCACUUGCACACAAAUUCAAGCAAGACCCCAGAUCCAGUCCUUAUCAGCACAAGCGUCUUCCUCAAGCAAAGCAAUCAAGGAAAGUUCAGAACUCACUUUGGCCAUGGUUCAGCGGCUUUAACAAAGAUUCAUGAAAGGACAGGUCCUACGGUUCUGUAGCGGGGUCACCAUCAACUCCGGGAGAAGGGUCAAACGGUCCAGCACCUCGGAGACCGAGCAAGAUACAAAAAACGAGAUCCCAUAUUGAAAGCUUGUUUGAGGUGAGGAAUUCCAGUAGCAGGAGGAAGAAGAAAAAGCGUGGCAAAGACUUUCCUCUUCUCAGAGGAUUAUAGGCAGUGCCCAAAUAAGCUAGAGAAACCAAGAGGUGAAAGUGGGGGCUUACGAAAACUAAAGUCUAAAUUCUCACCCUAUAUAAGGGUAAAGAAACUCACUUGUAGCGACAGAUGAAAGAAAAGAGAAAUCACAAUCAUUGAGAGAAUACAAAAAAGCUUUGAAUUUUGUUUCUCUUUUGCUCUUUUUUCUUCCUUAAUUCUCUGCUCUGUGCAUCUUGAAUCAAAUAGUACUAAUACCUCUUCAUCACCGUGUCCAACAAUGCCUCCAAAGUCAAAGAGCAUCAAGAGAGAGAGCAAUGAUGCCCCUUCCCACGCACCAAUACCAGAUGUUGCCACCCUCUAUGAGAUGUUGCAGACCAUGCAGCGAGAACAGCUAGAGCUUGUUGAGUCAGUCAAGCAACUGAAAGACUCUAUAAGCAAGCAGAAGGAAAAUGUUGUCUGAUAAGGAGAUUGGCUCUACCGCCAAGAACCAGCAAUCUAUCGUUCAAAGGCCUCCCUAUCCGAUCGAGUUAUUG